AUGUCUAUAGCGGCAGUAGCCCACAGACAUGCAUUUGGCCUCUCAGCCCGCGUGAAAUCCAAUAUCCAUUUCGCAGACGAACAAACAGUCCUCUAUCCUGCAGGUGCAAACGUCAUCCUCUACAAUGUCGAAACCAAAGCUCAACGAUUCAUCCCCGUUGGUGAAAAGCGAUUGGGCGUAACCGCACUCGCUGUUUCGCAAUCUAAACGGUAUCUCGCUGUUGCUGAACGGGCUCCUGCGCUGGAAGAUGUGCAUCAUGGUAGUAGUGUGCCUGUUGCUGCUGGAUCUGUUAUAGGUGGUGUCAAUGGUGGGGCGAAUACGGUGCCUGAGAAGGAGGCUACGGGACCUGCGUUGGAGAUUUGGGAUUUGCAUGGGUUGAGGAGACGAAAGGUUAUGUAUGCUUCGGAGGGGUUGUCGAGAGAAAUCAUAACAUGCGCAUUCUCAUCAGACGGCAAACUCGUAGUCGCAUGUACAGGAGCACCCGACUACCAACUCUUUCUGUGGGGAUGGGAAAAACCACGUCUCUUAGCCACAACACGCGCAAUCCCCUCAGUCCACUCCAAAGAUUUACCUGCUGGUGGUGGAUCCCGUGACAACAAGACCAGUAACAUGCAUCACUCUGUUACAAACCUCGGCGCAAGAUCACCACGGGAAUCAUUCGUGGCCACUCGUACUUCUAUGCUUACUGGCAACAAUGGAAGUAAUGCUAAUUUGAAUAGUGGGAAUAAUGGUGGGACGAUGAGUGAUCGGGUUGGAGUUGCAGAGGUUGCGUUUCACCCGAAGGAUGAGAGUGUGAUUUCGGUUGUAGGGCCUGGGAUUUUGAGAUUGUUUAGGUAUUCGGAGGGGCAGUUGAAGCCUAUUGCUACGCCAAAGGUUGAUAACAAGUUAUUCUCAUGCGCAACGUGGACUCUCACCCCACACCUAAUCGUUGGCUCAGAAGACGGCCGCAUACUCGUAUUCUCCACCAUCGGUGAACUCGUAUUCGAAGUAACAAACUUCCACGGCCCCAACGCCCAGCCCAAACCCGUCACAUGUCUCCUCACAACCGCCAAAGGAAUCAUAGCAGGCGGCACAGGCGGCGCCGUAUCGGUCUACGAACGCGCAGAUGAAUCACUCGCACCCACAAACAUGAAUACAGCAACAGAUGAAACUGGAGGUGCUGAUGUCCGCAAGAUUGGUAUGCUGCCUAGUGAGAUGAAGAAAAAUAACCAGGCUGCGGCUUUGAGUAGCUCGCAGAUGGUCGAGGUGCUGAAAAAGAGCAGGGAGUUGACGUUGCCUGAUGAUGGUGCUAGGAUUUCGAAUUUGGCGUUGGGAGGGACGGAUGAUGAGUUGGUGUGUAGUACUGAUGGAGGGCAGAUGUAUGUUGUUGUUAUGGCUAGUGCUGAAAUCAAGGGUGAUGAACCAAUGUUCACAUCACUAAGUGCACCAUUACAUUCUGGAGUGAUUACCGGCAUGGACACGUGUAUACGUAAACCACUUGUCGUGACUUGUUCACCAGACAAGACUGUUCGUGUAUGGAAUUGUUUGGAGCCUGGAUCUGAACUUGUUAAGACCUUCCCUGAAGAAGCUCAUUGCGUCGCUGUACACCCAUCUGGACUGUAUGUCCUAGUCGGAUUUUCAGACAAGCUUCGUCUCUGUAACCUGUUGAUUGAUGAUGUGCGAGUGUUUCGUGAGUUUGGGAUUCGUGGAUGUCGUGAGUGUCGUUUCUCAUCAGGCGGCCACCUCUUCGCUGCAGUGCACUCCAACGUGGUCCAAAUAUACUCUACAUGGACAUUCGAACUAAUCGGCAACCUAAAAGCCCAUUCCGGAAAAGUGCGAUCUGUAUGCUGGUCGCCCGACGACUCGCGUAUCGUCACAGCAGGACAAGACGGUGCUGUAUACGAAUGGAAUCUCCGUGAAUUACUAUCACGUCAUUACAGUUCUGACCACACCAAACGGGAAGAAGCGCAAAAGGUUGCUGGGUCUGGUGUAGGUAGUGGACAACAAGAGGUUGCCAUGCUACAAGACGAUGGAGCCAAACGUGAGAGUGAGAGUGUUACGAGGGGGUGUAAUUUCACUAGUGUCGCUGCGUUCUGGGCUGAAGGUGGAAAUUCUGGAGGAUGUAGGAUGUAUGCUGUUGCUAGCGAUAAGACUCUCAAGGAAAUCACUGACUCACACAUUGUCCGUGAAACAACAUCAGACGUCGGAAUGACCCAAGUCGCGAUCUCACAUUCUGGACGAAUGAUGUUUGUUGGUACCUCAACUGGUACCAUUCGAUCCUACAAACAUCCACUAGACACCAACGAUCAGCCUGACUAUGCUGAACAUCAAGCACACGGAUCACCAGUUACACGUCUUCAAGUGUCGUACGAUGACACACACUUGUUUUCAGUUGCUGAAGAUGGAUCAUUCUACAUAUUCAAGAUUUCGGAUCGUGAAGGACGAAGUGAGAGGCCUCGUGAUGUUUUGUAUGCUGAUGAGAUCCUCGUCACAAAAUCAGACCUCGAAGAAAAGACGAUGGCCAUGCAAGAUCUCCGAUCACGAGUUGAAGAACUCAUGAUGGAAAACGAGUACCAACUACGUCUCAAGGAUUUGAAUUUCAAUGACAAGAUACGAGAAGUGACUGAAAAGUUCACUCAAGAGAUUGAAGCAUUGAAGAUUUCUGCUACUGUGCUGAGAACUGAUAAAGAAAAGGAGGAACAAAGGCACGUCGAAGAGUUAGAGGAUGAGCAGCAGAGGCAUGCGCGGGAAAUAGCUGAUAUUGAAGCAAGUCAUGCAGCACGAUUAGUGACUGAAUAUGAAAAGUAUAAUUCAUUACAAGGUCAGACUAUUGAGCAACGUACCGCAUGGGAGAAUCGAAUGAGGGAACUUCGUGAAGCUAAAGAUAAAGCUCUUCGUGAAUUGGCUGAAAGCUAUGAGCAAAAGCUCCGUGAGAGGCAGGCUGAAGUUGAUCAGCUCCAAGAAGAACAUCGAGCCCAUCUACGAAACCACGUUCUCAACACCCGCCUAACCGAAGAAGAUAUCGACACCGAACUCCUCAACCUCCGUACGAAAUACGAAUCCCGUCUACGUGAAGAACGAGAAACCGGUCUUCGUCUCAAGGGAGAGAACGGCAUCAUGCGUAAAAAGUUUGGAACCCUACAAAGUGAAAUCGAUUCCCUCCGUGCCGAAAUCGCUCGUGCCCAAGCUGAGGAAAAGAAACUCCAGGGUGUCAUCAAAUCCCUCGAACGAGAUAUCGAGGGACUCAAAAAAGAAAUCCACGAACGUGACGAAACACUAGCUGACAAAGAGCGUCGAGUGUCUGAUCUCAAGAAACGGAAUCAAGAACUCGACAAGUUUAAAUUUGUCUUGGAUUACAAGAUUCGAGAACUACGACGACAGAUUGAGCCACGUGAACGAGAUAUCCGUGGCAUGACGCAGCAAAUGAAGGAGAUGGAUGCUGAGUUGGAGCAAUACCAUCGAUCUAAUGCUGCUUUGGAGUUACAGAUUGCGGAUUUGAGGUUAAAGGCAAGAGCUGCACAAAAGGAGGUCGAGAAGGAGAGAGAGAGAGCCAUUUUGGGAGGAGCUAUCGUGUCGAGAUUUGGAGCUGAUUUGGCUGAUGCCGCUUCGCAUAUUGCUGGAGAGUAUAAUGCAAAGGCUUUGAAGUCAUCAAUCAAGAAACUCUACCAAAAGUACUGUGCACCAGUAACCCACGAAAACGCAUCCGACCUGCCCGUACCCAAGAAACGCCACCACACCAAACCAACAACAGAUUCCGACGAAACCGAAACCGAGGACGCCCAACCAGACGAAGCCGAAACCGAAAUCCUCCACGAACUCACCCGCCAACGAGACUUUCUCGAACGAACAGCCCAAAUCCUCAAAAGCCAGCUUGAAAAGGAAACGAAAUCCCGUAAACGAGAAUCCCAGAAAAUCGUGGUUGAAAACGUAGCUCUGAUUCGAGAAAUCAAUGAUCUGAGAAGAGAUUUGAAUACUGGUGCUGCCACGGAACAAAAGGUUGCUGCUGCUCAGGCACUCAAGAAACAUUCGUUUCAUCCUGGUGGUGUGAAACAGCAUGCUAGUCCCAAGAUGGUUACGAAGAUACCAUUACCUGGGUUGACUGCUCCUGCUACGAUAGCUCUUGCUGCUUCGGCUGUUAUUGCUGGACUGCCUAAUCUACCACCGCUGCCUGAUGUGCAGUCUGAGUCUCCGGAGACUGGUCAUUCGGAUGUCAAGGUACAAGAAGUGCUGCGGUCAAAGGUGGCAACACCAGCUCAGCAACCAAUAGUGGAAUCACAUCCGGUUGAGAGAGAUAUAGUGGAGAAUGUAGUAACAGCAUAG
Molecule: messenger RNA, 4299 nt
Organism: Synchytrium microbalum
Lineage: Eukaryota; Fungi; Chytridiomycota; Chytridiomycetes; Synchytriales; Synchytriaceae
Exons: 11
Coding region: 1-4299 (1432 amino acids)
Molecular function (GO): protein binding
Source: RefSeq, a predicted model, not a curated record